This is a messenger RNA of Coniosporium apollinis CBS 100218, 1281 nucleotides long. RefSeq lists its product as uncharacterized. The transcript is spliced from 2 exons. Bases 1 to 1281 code for a protein of 426 amino acids. The record is from RefSeq and is a predicted model, not a curated record. Gene Ontology annotation, molecular function: NAD+ kinase activity. Lineage: Eukaryota; Fungi; Ascomycota; Dothideomycetes. Gene Ontology annotation, biological process: NADP+ biosynthetic process; NAD+ metabolic process.
AUGUCCAAACUACCAGGAACACCAGCGCUGGUGUUGCAUUACAUGCUGACACUCUAUACAGAGACCCGUAAUAAUGAUCUCGUCUGCCUGCAGUGGCCCUCACCGCCGCGCAACAUACUCCUGACGAAGAAGAACAACACCCCCAAGAUCACCGAGUCCCUAAUUGAGUACGCUCAGCACAUCCGAUCGUCCUACCCCGGAGUCCAUUUGCUGUUCGAGCGACAUGUAGCCGAAGAGGUCCAUGGGAGGCUCGCAUGCGCCGUCUAUACCACCCCAGCGGGAGUUUCAGCCGCAGCCCUUCAGCACAAGACCGACAUGAUCUGCACCCUAGGCGGGGACGGUACAAUCCUUCAUGCCUCGUCUCUGUUCGCAAACACCCAGCGCGUGCCUCCGAUCCUCUCAUUCAGCAUGGGCACACUGGGUUUCUUAGGUGAAUGGAAGUUUAAGGAGUACAAGCGGGCGUUUCGCGAGGUCUACAUGUCAGGGGCCAGCGCAGGAUACGGCAGUAACCUCUUCACGAAGCCAGAGGGACAACACCAACAGGAUGACUCCCACUCGCCGAUACCAUCAUCCUACAACGCUGCCCAUGCCGCCGCCGUGCAGCCGACAGGCUGGUCCUCCAUCCGCGGCAAAUCCAUGGGCUCCAACCGCGGCGCACGUGUCCUCCUCCGUAACAGACUGCGAGUCAGUGUUUUCGACGCGGACGGCAACCGCAUCGGCGGUAACAGCCAAGACCCUUCAGGCUCAGAUAGCGAUGUCUAUGCCAUGAAUGAGGUGAUUGUGCACCGCGGCGGUGAUCCUCAUCUCGCAAUCGUCGAAGUCUUCGUCGGCGGCCGAUUUCUCACCGAAGCAGUUGCCGAUGGCAUGAUCAUCUCAACACCUACGGGUAGCACUGCAUACAGUCUCAGCAGUGGCGGCAGCAUUGUGCAUCCGCUUGUGAAAUCGCUGCUGCUGACGCCAGUUUGUCCAAGGAGUCUGAGUUUCAGGCCGUUGGUUUUGCCAGCGAAUACUCCGAUCACGCUGAGGCUAAGUGAGAAGAACAGGGGCAGAGAGGUUGAAGUCAGCAUUGAUGGCGUUCGGAGAUCUAAGGGGGUGGGUGUAGGCAUGGAGGUCAGAGUCUUUGGCGAAAGGAUGAAAGACAAGCAUGGAAACUGGUGUGGUGGAGUACCGUCGGUCGUCAGAGGUGCUUGCGGUGCUGAAGCAACUGGCGAGGACCAUUGGGUGGGCGGAUUGAAUGGACUGUUGAAGUUUAACUAUCCAUUCGGAGAAGAGGUCUCCUAG